Molecule: messenger RNA, 5068 nt
Organism: Colletes gigas
Lineage: Eukaryota; Metazoa; Arthropoda; Insecta; Hymenoptera; Colletidae
Product: trichohyalin
Exons: 30
Coding region: 561-4736 (1391 amino acids)
Source: RefSeq, a predicted model, not a curated record
AGUAACGGCCUAACCCCCGUAAUAGCAACAUCGUGUCAGUGCUAUUAGUGACGUCUAUCGACGUUGCGAUCGUCGCGGCCAACAGGAAGGAAAAAAAGAAUUUUUUAAGAAACCGUACCCGUGGAUCUAUACCGUCGAAAGAUGUAAACGGUCCGCCCCGACUUUGUGAAUUAUCGACAAAGGAACGUUGUAAACGCGUAUUACACGUUUACUGUGCGCGUGUGAAUCGAUCGACGCACGUAGAUCGUUCGUCCGUUGAGUUCGUUUAAUAUGAGAUCGGCGGGUUCACCCUGUUUCCUCGGAAUGGAAGACGCGUUCGCGAACGCCGCAUGCCAUCAUUCUUAACGACCCCUUUUGGGACAAAUUUACCCGUGACCGCUCGCCGCAUUUGGGUUAACAUCGAUCGAGUUCCUCGGGUCUCUAGCUUUUAGAAAUCGAGAAGGGCUGGCCGAUAUAUCGACGCACGUGACACUCUUUCGAGAUAUGCGACACGUCGGAAAUCUUUCGCCAAGAUUUUCGAUCGUCGACCGCUUAAAAUCCCCACGUAUCGUUUAUGGUGAAUGCACCACAUGUAUUCAUCGAAGAAAGGAGACCCUCUCUGUCCCCUUGGUUUCCACCCCCAAGUACGGUGGCCUACCCGCUGCAAACGAUGCUUCAGGGAUUACAAGGAACACGGGGGCAAGAAGGAUAGCUUGAGGGAUAUCACAUCUUCCUCGCCUAGUCUCUCCUUCGAUCAGUCGUCAAACCGCUCCUCGGAAAAUGGACGAAGGGUUUGGUCGUCCGCGACGAAUUUGGCGAAGGACGAUUUCAAGGCCAAUUCGAACACCACGUCGAAUGCAUCGGCCGGUUGGACGUCGCUCAUGGAUCUUUCUGCCAUCGACAAAGAAGAAGAGAGACUGGAAUCCAGGAGACCGUCGAAAUUGCAAAUCAAGGAGGUGAUAGACAACAGUAACGACAGAAAUUCGGAAAACGACGUCGAGUUCAUAAUUCAGGUGAAGAAAUCGCGGUCUGGUCCUCCGAAAAACGCUGUACAAAAUGAGGAUCGCCGGAUGGACGGGGAAACGACUGAGAAAAGCGAGGUGGAUAUAUUGAAGAAGCAAUUGAGUGAAUUGCAAGCGCGAUGCGAGAAAACCGAGAAGGAGAAGAGCGAGAUCUUGAUGAGACGAUUAGCAACGAUGGAAACCAUAUCGAGCAAAGCCUCGUCGAACGAUGUGCAAAAGUUACAAAAAAAGAACGAAGCCCUCGCGCAAGAGAAGACCAGUCUAAUGACAAAGAUACGAGAACUCGAGAAAGAAGUGAACAUAAAGACGUUCAGGGGCGAAAGGGACAGAGAAAAGGACGAGCUUCGUUCGAAAUUGAAAGCGGCUGAAAAUCUGUGCGAGAACUUGAUGGAUGAAAAUGAAGACAUGAAGAAAGAGAUACGACAAUUGGAGGAAGAGAUAUACGAAUUGCAGGACACGUUCAGGGAUGAGCAAGCGGACGAGUACGUCCGUCUGCGAAAAAGUUUGGAACAGUCGAAUAAAAAUUGUCGAAUUUUAUCGUUCAAGCUGAGGAAGGUCGAGCGAAAGGUGGAGGAGUUGGAGACUGAAAAAACAACUAUAGAGAAGAAGUACGAAGAGGUGAAAAAGGUCGACGAAACGUUGAAGAAGAUUAAAAGCGAAUUCCAAAACAGGCCUCAAAAGAAGGCGAACGAAUUCACGACCAAAGUGCAAUUAAAGAAACUGGUGGACGAAAUGGAGAAGGAAAUAGGCGAUAUGAUGACCGUUUUCACGAACGUUUCCGACGGCAAAGAUACGAACGUUCAGGAGAUAAAAACCAAGGAAUACGCGAAAUACGAUAAACUAUUGAAGGAGAACGACUUGCUCAAGGAAAAGCUAGACGCCGUGAUAAAAGAGUUGUCGGACGAGAAGGAUAAAAAGAAAAUAUCGCCGAGCGCGAAGACGGACGACAAGAAUACAGAUCUGCAGAACAUAAAGAAAAAGCUAGAUGAAGCCGUGACCAUGAGGGACGCCGAAAGAAAAGCAUGGGACGAAGAGAAAACUGGGCUGUUCGAGGAAAAGGAAAAGCUAAAGUCGAAGCUGCUGUCCCUUUCCGCGGAAAAGCUGAAGAUCUACAACGAGGUUGUCCAAGUGAAGAAAGAUUUAGAAACGGCCAAAUCGUCGGAGAAGGAAGGCGCGAAAAUGGAGAAAACGAUAAACGAGCUGAAGAGGGAACUGUCACAGGAACGAGAAAGAUGCAAGAAAUUGCAAGACGACUUGUCGGCGUACACGGAACGGGAAACCAAAAUGACACAGUCCAUGUCAUCCGUCGAGCAGACGAAGACCAAACUGGACGCGGAAGUGAAAAAAUUGAAGAAAGAGCUAGAAAACACUAAAUCUACGAACACUACGAAAGUGAAUGAUCUGACGUCGGAGGUGACGAGCCUGAAGAAAGAGAAGGAUAAGUUACUGUCUCAGAUCGAUCAGGAGAAACAAUCGAGGGAGACCGAAGUGUCCAUGUUGAAGAAGAAAGUCAGUUCGUUGGAGAAGACCGGUCUGAACACGAAACGUAUGAACGAGUUAAGGCAAACGUACAACGAGAAGAUUUUGAGCUUGGAGAACGAGCUGAAGAGAGGGCAACAGGAGUUCGACAAUCUAAGCGACAAGUGUAACGAACUCGGUAAUUUGAGGAAACAGCUCGAAACGGAUAACGAGUCUCUCAACAGCAAACUACGGGAACAAAACACGGAACUUAUUAGUAUUCGCAAAGAACUGGAAUCACUGCGACAAGCCACCAAAAUGAAGGAGAGCGAAUGGAAGUCGGAGAAAGCUAGUUUAGAAAAUCGAAUAAAAGAGAGCGAGUUGCCAAACAAAGCUUUAAUAGCAGACCUAAACAAUGACAUCAGUAAUUUGAAGAAGGAGAACAACACCUUGGUGACGCGAUUGGAGGACAUAAGAAAAGCGAACGACGAUCUCUCGGACAAGCUGAAGGAUUACGAGGCGGUGUCAAAGAUCCAUCAGGCUUUGACACCGGACACCACAGCUCUUGAGUCUGAGAUACGGAAGCUGAAGAACACUCUGGAGCACACGGAGAAGUCGAAGAAAACCGAUCUGGCGCAGUGCAAAAUGCGAUACGAGCACAGGAUCACGGCCAUCAACGACGAGAUCCAAGCUAUUCAGAAUCAGCUGUCCAGGUACAAACGCGAACGCGACACGUACAAGCACAUGUUGGAAGGCGCUCAGAAAACUAUCGCGGAAUUGAAGUCUUCCAGGGGUAGACCGUCGAACGCAUCUUCUACGAAAUCCGACGAGGAGGAAGAGGUGUCCGGUACCAGCGCGGUGGUUCUCGAAAGACAGAUCGUCAACCUGGAAGAUGAGCUCUCAGAAACUAGGCUGGAGGCGUCCAGGUUGAAGGCAGAACUGGUCUCUGAAAAAUCAGCGAGUCACGUUAAAGUGUCCGAACUUCAAUCGCGAAUUAACGAGUUGGAGGAGGAACGAGUGCUUAAUAGUGGGAGAACGAAGAUACCGGGGCUGAAGGUUCGCAUGGAGUUAGCGUGGCAGAAGGAAAGGGAGGAACAUCAGAGACUGUUGCAAGAAACAGCGACGCUGGCCAGAGAUUUGCGACAGACUCUGUUCGAGAUUGAAAGGGAACGUUCCAAAGAGCGUCUGGAGACCAAGAGGCGGCAAGACCAGUUGAAGAAGGUGUACGACGAAGAGAAGGAGGAAAGCAAGAAGAAAUUGUUGGAGUUACAAUGCGAUCUGCUGGAAUUGAGGGACGCCCACGCGAAGCUGAGGACCAGUAACGAAAAGAUGAGACGGGAAAAGGAACGACACGAAAAAGAACGGGAGGAGCUCAAGGACGCGAUCAUGAGGAAAUCCAAGCAAGAACAGAACGAAUUACGAAAUAUUAACAUGUUGCUUCAGCAAGUGAACGAUCUGACCAAACUAUUCCCCGAAUUGAACGGCAUAGCGGAAAAUGGAACUUCGAGCGCGUACACGCCUACGCCGCCCAGGCGACUGAAGGGACCAAAAUCGAGAGAAUCGUCGCCAAUGUUGGACUCGAGAAGCGAUACAAGAGGCUCAAAUUCACAACUCGGUGAGAGGACGGACAAGCUGGAGUACACUAUUAAAAACUUGAUGGACGUUGCAAGGAAAUUAAAGGAAUCGAAGAAGGCAGCGGACGAGGCUAACGUAACUCGACUGAAGAAACUUGGCAAAAGAUCGACAUCCGUGGAAAGUGAUCCAGGAAAAGGCAUGACGACGACUCGUUCGAAACCACGUUUGCAGAGGAAGAGUUUGUCUUUGGAACAGACGUCACCGCGCAACGAUGAAUCGCAACGCAUUUGGGGUACCGACAGUAACAUGUCCAGUUUACAGUCGCUGGAAGGUUCAGAGAUCGGUGGACGAACGCUCAGCUUGCAGAGAGAUUCCAGCGUGGAUAGCCGACUCUCCACCGGUUCUACAAAAAGUGAAAUGCUGGAACGAGAGAAGAAGCACGGUAAAGGAAUAAUAAAAAAGCUCACAACCAAAUUAACGAAAUCGGUUAGCGUGGACGAUCCAAACGUUUCCAUGGACCUUUCUCUUCAGACAUCGGGUUCCGAGACGAGUAUCAGCGAGAGGACUGAAAAGAGGAACCUGAAGAAGAAGUUAACGGACAUGUUCAAAAGAGGUUCCAGAAGCAACAGCGUAGAGAAGAAGCUUAACUCUACGAAUCACAGUAGACCACCCUCGAGGAACUCUACGACAUCGAACAAGUAACUUCGCGGCAUCCUUUGCUCAGAGCUAGGCGUAAUCAACGUAAUUAUUGUUCAAGCGUGCAACAGCAACGAACGACGCUACGAUUAAAUAAAGGGGAUUGCUCAAUUACGCGUAUCAGAGCAUAUACGAGAAAAAGAUUACAUUAUAUUCUUGUACAUAUCCGAUGUGCCUUUACCGAUUGUAAUUAUAGACUCGCAAGUUGUAAUUGCAGGCUCGCGCGAGCAUUUCCAGAACAAAUGUAAAAGCAACCCGCGCUACGCGACGCUGCGAAACAAUAAAAGGAACGUGCAAUAAAUAAAGAAGCACACGUGUGUUCCAUGGUCGGCGCGGUG